Molecule: messenger RNA, 1917 nt
Organism: Daphnia pulex (common water flea)
Lineage: Eukaryota; Metazoa; Arthropoda; Branchiopoda; Diplostraca; Daphniidae
Gene: Dnz1
Product: palmitoyltransferase ZDHHC3-like
Exons: 8
Coding region: 414-1223 (269 amino acids)
Biological process (GO): protein targeting to membrane; peptidyl-L-cysteine S-palmitoylation
Cellular component (GO): endoplasmic reticulum; Golgi apparatus
Molecular function (GO): protein-cysteine S-palmitoyltransferase activity
Source: RefSeq, a predicted model, not a curated record
GAAGGAUGUAUGUUUCGAACGAUUUUGUAAACGAAUGUGACAUCUAGCGACCAUUGUUAUAGAAUAUCGAACGAAUUACAUGACGACGAUUACAGAAAUAAGCAAAGAAACAGGCUAUGGAAAUAGGGGUCCGAAAAUCGGCUGCAAAGCUCUUAUGGACCGAUAGUCUGAUUACUGUAAUUGCUGUAAUUUCUCAGUGUGUUUAUUAUCUAUUUCUAUUUCUAUAAUAUUAAUGCAAUGUAAUGUGGUAACUGAUUAGCAAGUUGAUCAGUUUACACUACUGACUAUACAUAGUGCAAGCAACAAAAAGUGGACACAGUUUAAUGUGAAACAUAAAACUAGAUUUUUAAUUCUUUAUUGGAUUGCUUAUUUCUGAAACAAGUUUUUUUUCUAAGCCUGUGUUUUAUGAAAAAAUGCCUCUAUUUCGCAAGGAUCCCUGUGGAAUUAUUUGCAUUUUCAUGACAUAUUUGGCUGUGUUUUACGCAGACUAUGUUGUUGUGAGAUGGAUUGUUAUUCAAACUCUUCACAACAGUUUAUGGGGAGCUUUUCAUGCAGUUGCAUUCAACUCCAUAAUUUUACUUCUCACCUUCUCUCACUUGCGGACAGUGUUUUCAGACCCUGGCAUUGUCCCUCUUCCGCAGAGCAAACUAGAUUUUGCUGAACUUCACACAGGGACACAUAAGGAACCAUCAGGAAAAGAUGAGUACACUGUUUGCGCACGAUGUGAAACGUACCGUCCUCCCAGAGCUCAUCACUGUAGGAUUUGCCAGAGAUGUGUGCGCAGAAUGGAUCAUCAUUGCCCCUGGGUGAAUAACUGUAUCGGUCAAUACAACCAGAAAUACUUCCUUCAAUUCCUGUUUUAUGUGGGAAUAUUGUCCGCCUAUGCCGUCUUUCUAGUAGUUUUUUCCUGGAUUCAAGAUUGUGAAGAUUGUCAUAAGGACAAAUUAAUAACCCAGACAAGAAUAUUGCACUCAAUCAUACUCGUGGUUGAAAGUGGGCUGUUUGGAUUGUUUGUGACAGCGAUAAUGUGUGAUCAGCUGCAGGCUAUUUUUGGCGACGAGACGGCCGUUGAACAAGCAAAACAACAAGGGCCAUUCAGGCCAAGAAAACCUCGACUAGCAUUGCUAACAGAAGUGUGUGGUCGGGGAAGUCCAGUUUUCUGGGUAUUUCCUUGUCAGUCACCACCCAAAGAUUUAGAUUUCAUAUCAGGAUACGAUGUCUAAUUUAACAUCCUUGUUCCCCAUUGUUUGUUUGUGAAAUGCAUUCCUCAUAUCUUGGAGCAAUAUUUAUUUUCUCCACUAUCAAUGCCUUCCUUUACUAUAUGUUGAUGUCUAGUUUUUUCCCCCUCCCUUUGAUCUUUCCCUCUAGAUCAACAUGACAGCAAACUUCUUAAACGUUAAGCGACGACAAAGGUACUAUUAAAUAUUAUAAAAUGAAAUAAUAAAUUAAAGAAGACAUUGCUGAAGAUAAGUCGCUUGACGUUCUUUUAUGUUUUGUGAAAGGCAACUUUAAAUCUUGAAAAGAGCACACAUCCAUGCAUGCAUGUUCUGUUAGCUUGCAGAAUUUCUGUUUGCUACUCAAAAUACAUCGAUAAAAUGAAUUCGGAUAAUCUUUUGGCUAUUUUUAUUUCUCUGUUAACGGUGUAGUUGUUACACAUGGGAAUUGUGUCAAAAGUAACAAUGCGCCUUUAAAUAUUAGGUAAUAAAAACUAAUAAUUAAAGGACUAAAAAAAUAAAAUUGGGAUUUAACAAAAUUAGCUAGAUCAUGCAUGGAUGUAUUCUCAAAAUGGUGUUUGUUAAAAAAAUGUAAGUUUUGGUUAAAGUUAUAGGUGCCUUGUCAUGGGAUGGGAGUAAGAAUUUUUCUACUUGGACCUCAUUGUGUUUAAAAAAGGGCGGAAUAAAUUUUUUGGUGUCUAAA